UACUUUAUUUCAAAAAUUUAUCAACUAAAAAAAAAAAUUUAAUUUUUAUAAAUUUUUAGUGACCAAAUUUGCCUCUUACAUAAAGAAACGGCCGAAAAAUAUGAAAAAAUAAUUUUUUCGGAAGUUUCGGCUGGUCCAUUUUGCCCCAAAUGUCAUGCGUAGGGGUAAAAAUGCGCAAACAUAUCGGAUUUAUAGUAAUUAGUCGAAAAAAAAAAAAUUUUUUUUUUGAUCAAAAUUUCAGGGGGGCCGCUCUGCCCCACCCUCCCCUAUAUCUUUUGGCGAUAGUACGUCAAAAAUUUUUUUUCUGCAGAUCUUUACGUUUCGAGCGAUUCUAAAAAGAAUGACAAAAAAAAUUUUUUUAUACGCCCUUUUGGCAUGGAACCCUAUCUAACUGCUGUAAUACGCCCUUUUGGCAUUUGGCACGCGAAUUACUAAUUAAGAAAACAUUAAAUACUCUGUCAAUAAUUAAUAAUUAGCAAUCUACUUGCUUGUAAUUUAAUGAGUUAUUGUAAAAAUGAUUGAAUAAAUAUAAUAAAUAAAAAUAGAACAGACUUCUCGGUCUCGGUUACACAUCAAAUAGACAGUGACACGCGAUCUCUAUAAAAUAUUAUUUAUAUAUAAAAUAUAUAUAUAUUUUGUUGGCUUGAUCGUCUUUGGUACGACUGGUACCUGCAGUCAAUGUUAAAUAAUUUUUUUUUUUACUAUUAUAUUUUAUAGUCAUGUUUAAAUGUAUAAGAAAAAUACUGUAUAUAUUUAUAGAGAUAUAUGUACAGAGUAUAUUUUUGUAAAUCGAUUGGGAGAAUAUUUUUCAGCAGUAAGAAGAUAUCGGUCGGGAGUAUGACAUGGUAGCCUCGGCAACUGGAGUCACGCAGACACUAUUUGAUUUCACGCGGACGGACCAAGUCAACAACUGGACCGAGUACUCGGACACUAUAAAAACCGCGGGGAUGUCAAAGGCUGUGCUGGUGAUUCAAAAAACUCAACUGAUUCAGCGGGGGAUUUUUUUCACUUUGUUCAACCCGCGGCCAAACAAAAUGGGAUUCGCUGCUGUAAGAUGCGAGACUAAUUUCAAUCUUCAGGAUUUCAAUUACGUGACGAUAAAAUGCCGAGGGCAGGGCACUAAUUUGAGAUACAAGAUGGUGUUGAGACACAGAGGUCUCAUAGAUAAUAAUUCGAUGGUUUUUGGUCAAGUUUUUACGGCACCGGAAAAUGAAUUCGCGACGAUGAAAUUACCUCUGGCUGAUUUUAAACCUUAUUAUCGCGGCCGCGAGUUGCCGGUGGAAGAAAAUCCUCUUGAUUUAACGGCCAUUACAAACAUUGGACUUAAAAUUGAUAUGGGUCCUUAUUUACCCGAUAAUCAACCCGGCGUAGCAGCUUUAGAAAUUGAUUGGAUUAAAGCUACUAAAUAAUUACUAUUAUUAUUAUUUAUUUAUUCGCAUAAAAAUAUAUAUAUAAUUUGGAAGUAAAAUAUAUCGUGCUGCGGGUGAUAGAAAUUUUUUUAUGGCUAAUUGAUGUACUUUUCAUCUAGAAGUUGAUGGUACAAAUUUUGGGAACCAUAAGGAUCUCAAAAAAAUUCAAAAUUUGGGUUUUUUAUUUUCCGACUUCUAGAUAAAAAGUACGAUUAGUAAAAAAGAAAUUUUCCCGCCAUUAUACUGUAAAAAAUUAGCGGAGCCCUGAUUAAAAAAGUGAAUUGAAAAGUAUUGAAAAUUAUUUCAAUUCUUUUCAAUCCCUCGGCGGUUUUGGAAAGUAUUGAAUGGAAUUGAAAUUUCGAUCGUUUGAAUACUUUCCAAUUCCAAAGUGGAAUUCGAAAGUAUUGAAAAGAAUUGAGAAUUGAGAAGGAUUCAGAAAGAUUCAAAAAUUUCAAUUCAUUUCAAUCUUUUUCAAUCCCACACUUGAUCCGAAAUGUCGGAUUAUUUAGGUAUUGAGAAGGAUUCAGAAAGAUUAAAAAUAUCAAUUCAUUUGAAUCUUUUUCAAUUCCUCAGAAGUUCAGAAAUUCUUUUAUUAUUUUGGGAUUGAAAAGUAUUCAUUUUAUGUCAAAAUGAAAACCUUGGGGUAUAGAAAGUAUUCGAAAGAAUUCAUUUCUCAUCUUUUUCAAUACUUUUCAAUUCACUUUUUUAAUCAGGGAGUAAAUGCGAAAUAAAAAUAAAAUCAGUAUUUACUUCAAAUUCACUCCUGACUUUUUAAAGUGUAUGACAUUUUUGUAACGCGAUAUCGUCAACAUGGUGGAAAUUUUUCGGAAUUUUCUCUGGAAAACUCAGUUCUAAAGAGUUUUUCAGAGAAAAGUCAGAAAAAUUUCUAUUAGGGCAGGCAAAGAAAGAUGUCAUGUAUAUAUUUUCAUGCGAUUGUUAAAAUAGAUAAAAAUA
This is a messenger RNA of Microplitis mediator, 2363 nucleotides long. RefSeq lists its product as uncharacterized. Lineage: Eukaryota; Metazoa; Arthropoda; Insecta; Hymenoptera; Braconidae. Gene Ontology annotation, biological process: NADH dehydrogenase complex assembly. The record is from RefSeq and is a predicted model, not a curated record. The transcript has 3 exons. The coding region runs from base 843 to 1409 and encodes 188 amino acids.